ACUUUUGGCUUCUAAGCCUCUCUCUCUUUCCCAUUUUUCUGACACUAACUAAACUAAGCAAAACACUCGUAUAAGUUGUCAUGGCUUCCACUUUGGGCUGCUCAGCCACAGACCUCGUCCCCCACCUCACCGGCGUCAACAACGCCACCGCGGUCGCAGACUUCAUCUGCGGCCGCUUAGACGCCGUCUCCACCAAGCUCUCCGACACCACCUACGCCGUCGACACCACCUACCUCCUCUUCUCAGCCUACCUAGUCUUCGCCAUGCAGCUCGGCUUCGCCAUGCUCUGCGCCGGCUCCGUCCGCGCCAAAAACACCAUGAACAUCAUGCUCACCAACGUCCUCGACGCUGCCGCCGGCGGCCUCUCCUACUACCUCUUCGGCUUCGCUUUCGCUUUCGGCUCCGGCUCCCGCUCCAACGCCUUCAUCGGCCACUACUCCUUCGCCCUCACUGGCGUCCCAUCAGCUACCCACGACUACAGCUUCUUUCUCUACCAAUGGGCUUUCGCUAUAGCCGCCGCCGGAAUCACUAGCGGUUCCAUAGCCGAGCGAACUCAGUUCGUGGCUUACCUCAUCUACUCCUCCUUCUUAACCGCCUUUGUCUACCCCAUCGUCUCCCACUGGGUCUGGUCUGGCGACGGCUGGCUCAGCGCCAGCCGUACCUCCGGCGCCCUCUUGUUCAGCUCCGGCGCCAUCGACUUCGCCGGCUCAGGUGUCGUCCACAUGGUCGGCGGCAUCGCCGGUCUCUGGGGAGCCCUAAUCGAAGGCCCGAGAAUCGGCCGAUUCGACCGGUCCGGCAGGUCCGUCGCGUUGCGAGGUCACAGCGCUUCGCUCGUUGUUCUCGGCUCGUUCCUCCUCUGGUUCGGCUGGUACGGGUUCAACCCCGGUUCGUUUUUAACCAUCCUGAAAUCGUACGGUACUGCCGGGACUUAUUACGGGCAAUGGAGCGCCGUAGGGAGGACAGCUGUGACUACAACAUUGGCUGGUUGCACAGCCGCACUUACUACCUUGUUUGGCAAGAGAUUAUUGGAUGGACACUGGAAUGUCGUUGAUGUGUGUAACGGUUUGUUAGGGGGUUUUGCUGCGAUCACCUCAGGGUGUUCGGUGGUAGAACCGUGGGCUGCAAUCGUGUGUGGGUUCGUGUCAGCUUGGGUUUUGAUCGGGUGUAACAAGGUUGCAGAGAAGUUGAAGUACGAUGAUCCACUGGAGGCGGCGCAACUCCACGGGGGUUGUGGGUCGUGGGGGAUUUUAUUCACCGGGUUGUUCGCGAAGAAGAAGUAUGUCGACGAGGUGUAUUCGGCGGGGCGGCCGUACGGGUUGUUUAUGGGUGGCGGAGGAAAGCUUCUGGCGGCGCAGCUUAUUGAGAUCUUAGUUAUUUUCGGGUGGGUGUCGGUGACAAUGGGCCCACUAUUUUAUGGAUUGAAAAAAUUGAAGUUGUUGCGGAUCUCGAGGGAGGAUGAGAUGGCGGGGAUGGAUCUGACCAGGCAUGGUGGGUUUGCAUACAUCUAUCGUGAUGAAGAUGAUCUCGCUAAUAGACCUGGGUUUAUGAUGAGGAAGGUCGAGCCUCAGAACUCAAGUCCCACACCUGAUCACAACUCAUCAUCACCAGCUGAAGCUGUGUAGUACAAAGGGCAAUCGGACGGUUUCCCAGAGUCAAACUUCCUACGUAUCAGCUUUUUUCAUUUUAAAAAGAAAAAAAAAAAAAUGGGUAGCUUAUAAUAUGGAUGUUUUAUAU
Camellia sinensis is the source of this 1734-nucleotide messenger RNA. Its product is annotated as ammonium transporter 1 member 2. Gene Ontology annotation, cellular component: plasma membrane. The record is from RefSeq and is a predicted model, not a curated record. NCBI's taxonomy places the organism in Eukaryota, Viridiplantae, Streptophyta, Magnoliopsida, Ericales, Theaceae. Gene Ontology annotation, molecular function: ammonium channel activity. Gene Ontology annotation, biological process: ammonium transmembrane transport; ammonium homeostasis.